This is a messenger RNA of Callorhinchus milii (elephant shark), 1118 nucleotides long. RefSeq names its product sushi domain-containing protein 6. The record is from RefSeq and is a predicted model, not a curated record. Lineage: Eukaryota; Metazoa; Chordata; Chondrichthyes; Chimaeriformes; Callorhinchidae. The coding region runs from base 131 to 1012 and encodes 293 amino acids. The transcript is spliced from 7 exons.
CGGCUACUCUGACACUGUUUCCCAGUGGGAUUUGCUGUCCCUCCGGGAAGGCAAAGGGUUUGGAACGACAGUCAGACACACAACCAGCCCGCCUCGCUCGCCCGCUGCCCGGGCCAUUCCGUGCAGUGAGAUGGGAGAUCUGACCCAAUGCAUAAACAGCAGAGCCUCUCUUCACCUGCUGUUACUCCUUGCCUGUGUCGUGGGAACCUCGACAUUGAGGUGCCAGCAGCCUCUGGAGCCAGAGAACGGGGGCUUCUCCUGUCACCCCACCCACUGCGGUGCCUUCGCUGACCAGACCGUCAUUGAGUACUUCUGUGAGGAGGGCUACACGCUGAAGGGAGAUUAUAAAUACCUGACGUGCGAGAGCGGGCAGUGGGAGCCGGCGAUGGAGAUCAGCUGCAGACUCAACCGUGAUAAGGAUACCAGCCAGAGCCUGGGGGUGCCCACCCUCUCCAUCGUGGCCUCCACUGCCAGCUCCGUGGCUCUCAUCCUCCUGCUCGUGGUGUUGUUUGUUUUGCUGCAGCCGAAGCUCAAGUCAUUUCACCACAGCCGGAGGGACCAGGGUGUGUCAGGAGAUCAAGCCUCUAUCGUGGUGGAUGGAGUUCCGGUCUCGUUGCCGUCCUAUGAGGAAGCUGUGUACGGCAGUUCAGGGGCUGUGGUGCCGGCCGCUGACUCCCGGGUACAGAUUGUGUUGGCCGAGGGUCCGGGGCUGGAGCGGGAGCCGCUGUGUGAAUGCCCCCCGCCCGGGAGAGCAGACCCCGGCCCCCCGCCCGCACACUGUGAAGCCGGUGGUUCCGGACGCUCAGAGACUGUUUUGGUUCACCAGCCCUCCUCCUCUUCCUCUUCCUCCUCCUCCUUCUCGUACUCACACGGCCGUGGGAACGCGUUCCGCCUUGCCCGGGCCUCGGACGCCUCACUGUUAGAGUUGGAGGGCAGCGACGUGCACAGUCUCCUGUCCCUCUCCUCCCCACUGGGCUCCACUGACGAUAUUCCUUUACUGAAAGACGCGUGAGGUCAGAGAUCACCUCCUCAUCUUCAAGACUCGAUUCCUUGCCUUCCAUUGAUUGAUUCUCUCUCCUCCCCCUCACUCACUCACUCACUCAUUCACACACUCACUC